ACGUUCACACAUUGGUAAAGAGGCUGGUCUUGCAAUGCCUUUGAAUAUUUUACUUUUAGGCAGUUCCCCAUCAGUCAGCCACACACAUCCGAGCCGAGCUGAAGCCUAACUACAGCCAUGGACAGCACUAGGAGAUCUGAAAUCUAAUCGCACGCAUCAUACCUCCGGGAUAUUUUUUUUAAAUUACAUAUAUAUAAACACGCCGACAGGCAGCCGCGCUCGCACACACACACACAUACACACACACAUAUACAUCCACACGUCGGCAGAGCCGCCAGCACCCGCACGGCCGCUGAGCAAACACCUUGUCUCUCCUCGCAGGAUAUACCCGCUCACACACACAUCUCUCUUUAUCUCCUCCUGGCUUCCCGGAGGAUCCUGCCGGCUGUUUUUCAUGGAGAAAGUCCAGGGAGAAAUGGAGAUUGAGAGAUGGGAAAGAAGUGAAGAGAUUUCAGACGCAGAGAAAAAGGUUAUUCAAGAGACAUGGAGCAGAGUAUAUGCAAACUGCGAGGACGUUGGGGUCUCCAUACUCAUCAGGUUUUUUGUCAACUUCCCGUCGGCCAAGCAGUACUUCAGCCAGUUCAAGCACAUGGAGGACCCGCUGGAGAUGGAGAGGAGCUUGCAACUGCGUAAGCACGCUCGACGGGUCAUGACUGCCAUUAACACUGUGGUGGAGAACCUCAAUGACUCCGAAAAGGUCUCCUCUGUCCUGGCCCUGGUGGGCAAGGCCCACGCCCUCAAGCACAAAGUGGAGCCCAUCUACUUUAAGAAACUCACUGGUGUCAUGCUGGAGGUCAUCGCUGAGGAAUACGCCAACGACUUCACCCCGGAGGCGCACAGUGCCUGGACCAAGAUGAGGACCCUCAUCUACACCCACGUGACGGCGGCGUACAAGGAGGUGGGCUGGGCGCAGUACCCCACCGCCACCCUGUGAGCGGCCAGCGGGGCCGGGCGAGGGGCAGGGAGGGCUUCGCUCACCCCAGGACUUCACUCUGGUCUCUUCUCAAGAUCUUCGCUCAGUCUGGGGAGCCCGGUAGGGCCAGCUCUGUUAGCUGCCAAGUCACAAUUUGAUCUCCACGGGGUUUAAAAACAAACUAAACAAGCCAAAUAAAUAGAACCACGAAGGGUGUGGGUGGGUCGGGGUGAAGCAGUUGGCAGGGGACGCUGGAAGGGGAUGCAGAGCUCGAGGGGAGAGCGUUGGUUGUUGGCUCCAUCUUACUGUCCUGGCCUGUCCAUCACCACCUCCCAAAUCCUGCACCUCGCUUGCGCCAUCUCCAAGUCCCUUGCACAGGCUCUGCUGUGCAGCAGAGAGGUGCAGCCCUGUUCACUGACGAACGACACGGCCCUCAUCUUCCACGUGAAGCCCCCGGGUAAACCUGGCUCCUCGCUUUUGGGGGCACGAUGCUUAUGGAGACCGCCGGCUGGCACCGAAAACGCUUUGCUUUGCACUUUCUCUGCUCACCUGGCAGGGUGGCAGGGCUGAUGGCUGUGGCCAGAGCUGCUCUCAGCUGUCCAUCACCCUCCACCGUGGGCCAGCAGCAGCCAUCACCCGUCUCAUCAUCCCCAAACCCUCUCCUUGGCUGGUUGUUGCAAACCCUCUUGGGGCUGGUGGGAGAGAUGUUCUCCUCCAGCCUUAGAGAUUGGGAAAGGAGGGGGGAUGCCUUUGGGCUGCCUCCCCCAUGGCUCGGAGCACGGCGUGUAGGUGGGAUCCCUGUGCCAGAUGCAGGGAGCUGGUGAGCCCACCUGCCUCCCUUCAGCUCCCCUGGGCAGGAGG
Molecule: messenger RNA, 1774 nt
Organism: Calidris pugnax (ruff)
Lineage: Eukaryota; Metazoa; Chordata; Aves; Charadriiformes; Scolopacidae
Gene: CYGB
Product: cytoglobin
Exons: 3
Coding region: 395-934 (179 amino acids)
Biological process (GO): oxygen transport
Molecular function (GO): oxygen binding; heme binding; iron ion binding
Source: RefSeq, a predicted model, not a curated record